Molecule: messenger RNA, 1635 nt
Organism: Annulohypoxylon maeteangense
Lineage: Eukaryota; Fungi; Ascomycota; Sordariomycetes; Xylariales; Hypoxylaceae
Product: ankyrin repeat-containing domain protein
Exons: 1
Coding region: 31-1635 (534 amino acids)
Molecular function (GO): protein binding
Source: RefSeq, a predicted model, not a curated record
UACCUAUUCAAUCCGCUCUCCUACAACAUCAUGUCAUCCUCAUCUUCUCGCACAUUGGGAGAGCAGAAGCUCCCCAAUGAUAUUUUCUACUACAUGGUAGAAGAAGGGCACAUAGAGUCAUGGAGAGACAUGUGCUCCCUCGGCGCGACAAGUCGCGCCCUAGCUCGUGCCAUAAGGCCAUCAAUUUAUCGAAAGGAUGUCUAUCGUUGUACCCAUCAAGAAAAUCCCUACGUAGUGGUAGACAAACAACCCCCCGCUACCGUUUACAAUAUGUUCGCUGCGGACCGCUCGAAGAAUAUCGACGUUUCAAGCGCCGAAGACGCCCAUAGUGAUGUGCAACGGCCUAUCUCUCGCAAGGACAGUCGCCGAUAUAGCCACGACAACUCUUAUCUGUCAAGACACGAGGCACAUUUGAGGCGACAUACCCGUUACCACUUGACAACCUCGGCGAUACAUUGGGCAGCAACUUACGGCUUUGUUAAGAUGACUGAGGAUAUCCUCAACAAUGCCCUCUACAUCAAUCACGAAUACAUCGACCUGAAAGUCCGUGGAACAAAAACGCCGCUUGCGAUCGCCGCACAGAAAGGUCACAUCGAGAUCAUACGCCUGCUUAUUAACAAGGGAGCCUUUGUAGACGCGCCAUCCCCUUACUCGACUACUUACACUAGGCAAUGGUGCAGUAAUGUAGCUACGUACAUCGGAGACAACCCUGCCUGUCGGGGUAGACGAAAAAAACAUUUCUGUACGCCUCUUUCACACGCCAUCAUGUAUGGACAAGAAGAAGCCGCGCUCCUCUUGGCACAGCACACCGAGCAUCUGAACAACGAUGGUUGGCGUCACAAACCAACCAUUAUAUCCCCCCUUACCCAAGCAGUGAAGAAGAAGAUGGUCAGUGUCAUUAAGUUAUUGCUCUCUCGAGGAUAUGACGACGGCACCGAAAGUAAAAUAUACGGCGAGGAGUUUGAGCGAGAAUGGGAGCCAUUGUGCUUCGCCGCUAUGCAUCAUGACGGAAACGAAGAGAUGCUAGGUCUACUUCUCGACAACGGCGUCGACAUUGGCGUCCUAGGUAUUUGGGGGUGGUCAGCCAUCCAAGUUGCCUCCAGCCAGCACCAUUUCGACAAUGUCCGCUAUUUACUCAGCCGCGAGGAUCCUAGUUUUACCGGUUUACGACUUCGGGAUGUCCUGUUACUAGCUGCGAUGCACGACUGUAAUUUUGAAGUUGUGGAUGCAGUUUGUAAGCACAUGAAUGCAGCAGGUGCAUUUGAAGUAAUCGCCGAAGGGGUUUUCUACUGUGAGCCUAAGGUACGCGAUUACCUCGUCAACAUCCUAACUGCGGGGAUCAAUAGAGAUUAUCUGCGACCGGGUCAAACAUGGCUUCAUUGGUUUAUUGAGAAGUACAAGAAUCAAGAGUAUCCCAACCUAUGGAAGGAAACGACUAUUCUGGUGAAGCAUUCCAAGGGGUUGCUUGAUAUCAAUGCCCUAGAUGCAGAUGGAUACACAGCUCUCGAUUACGUAGACAUAUUCAAAGUUAGGAAGGCAGAGGAUAAUAUCAGGGAUCUGGGGGGUCUUCGGGCGUGUGAAUUGACAGAACAGGGAACGAAGAAGAUUACGGAAUCCUCAAAUGAUAUCGAUUAA